This is a messenger RNA of Centropristis striata (black sea bass), 3077 nucleotides long. It is a transcript of the gene fes, whose product is annotated as FES proto-oncogene, tyrosine kinase. Gene Ontology annotation, biological process: cell adhesion; peptidyl-tyrosine phosphorylation; chemotaxis. The transcript has 19 exons. Gene Ontology annotation, molecular function: ATP binding; non-membrane spanning protein tyrosine kinase activity. The coding region runs from base 410 to 2896 and encodes 828 amino acids. The record is from RefSeq and is a predicted model, not a curated record. Lineage: Eukaryota; Metazoa; Chordata; Actinopteri; Perciformes; Serranidae.
UAUUCAGGCCAACCCUUAAUGUCGUAUAGAGUUACAGAAAUUACACAGCCUUGUUUGGCGUCUUUUCUCAGGUUUUGGCUCUGUUUCUCCAUGGUCCUCUCUUGUGUCAUCUUAACUCUCAGCUGCAUGUGAGCUGUGAGAGUUUCUCUGCUGCUCUCAGAGUUUCAUCAGGAUUCAGAAGCCGGUCUGGUCCUCUCUCAUGUCACUUGUCUCAGGAGGAGUCCACAUUAAGCUCCCAGGGAAGUGAGAACCGUCUCCGGCCACAGAGAAAAAAAUAUUCUUGGUCAUAAGCAGCUGCUUGAGCUCAACGCUCUUAUUCUGCCUCGCUGAUGAGAACUCAAAAGUGCUGCAGGACGAAGUGCUCACAACAAAUCCUCUGCAGACGGGAGGAGAGUUUAAAUAUUCAGAGAUGGGUUUUGGAGAGGACCUGCGCUGCCCUCAGGCUCAUGCUGCUGUCAUGCGGCUGCUGGACUCAGAGCAUCACCUGAUGGAGGUCAUGAAGAAGUGGAUGGGUCAGCGGGCGAAGAGUGAGAGGGAGUUUUCAGUGCAGCUGCACCACAUGGCUGCCAUGGCAGAGAAGCUGGACCGGCCUCAGCCCGGGGCAGGACAGGACUACAUCAGCCAGCUCCACAAGUCAUGGAGCGUGCUGGUCUCUCAGACAGACGCCCUCAGUCAGGUGACGAAGAAACGCUCUGAGGAUCUUCUGAACGGUCCCAUCAGCAAACUGACGCUGCUCAUCAGGGACAAACAGCAGCUCCGAAAAACCUACGCAGAGCAGUGGAACCUGCUGAGGCAGGAACUCAGCAAGGUGACCCAGACAGAGCUGGAGAGGCUGAGGAGCAGCUACAGACAGGCAGCGAGAGAUGCAGCUCAGGCUAAGAGGAAGUACCAGGAGGCUAAUAAAGAUAAAGAGCGAGACAAGGCUAAAGAGCGAUACGUAAAGGCUUCACUGAAACUCUACGAGCUGCAUAAUGAGUAUGUGCUGUCAGUGCAAGCGGCUCAAGUUUACCACCAACACCACUACAGCCAGAUCCAGCCGGCCCUGCUGAGUGCACUGCAGACCCUGCAGCAGGAGAUGGUGCUCAUACUAAAGGAGAUCCUGCAGGAGUAUUUUGACAUCUCCUCUCUCCUCCAUCAUGAAGUGGUGCGGAUCCACAGGGAGAUAUCUUCUGCUCUAACGGCCAUCGAUCCACACCGAGAAUAUGAGAGCUUCGUCCAACAGAACAGGUCUGUUGGGGAGACUCCUGCUUGUGUAGACUUUGAUAGCAUUCUUCUGGAGGACACAGAGCAGCUGAAUCCCAGAGAGAUUGAACUGAACGACCUCACCAUCGAGACCGUCCAGCACAAGCUGACUGCGGUGGAGGAGGAGCUGCUGGAUCUGGCUCGGACUCUGAGCUCCCAGCAGACUUCGGUGGAACAGCUUGAGCUGGAGCUCGACGCAGAGAGGGAAGGCGUCAAGAAGGGCCAGAGGGUCUACCAGUUCAGCAAGAGACAGGCGAUGGAGGAGUGCCGGCAGCAGGUCGCUCUGUCUCAGGGAGUCAGAGCCAAGCUGGAGGUUCAGAGGCUUCUUCUGAAGGACAAACUGGACCAGCUGGGUUCCAAAGAACCUCCCUGUGCUCUGAAGCUCGACUCAGACACCGUCUCACUGUCGUCCAACAUGAGCAACGGCCCCAGCCAAAAUCCUUCCAAACUCCUCAUGGACGGGAUCAAAAACAAUCUGAGUGGCCUGUUUAAACCCAAAUGGGAGGUGCCUCCGGCGCUCACCCUGGUUCAGGAGGUGGACCGUCCUCUGGGGCAGCAGAACUGGUACCACGGCGCCAUCCCCAGACCGGAAGUCCAGCAGCUGCUGAAGCAUGACGGGGACUUUUUAGUGAGGAAGAGUCAAGAGAAACAUGGCUAUGUGCUCUCUGUGCAGUGGGGAGGAUCCUGCAAGCAUUUCCUCAUUCAGAACACAGAUAAUCUGUACCGUCUGGACGGUGAAAGCUUCCACAGCAUCCCGCAGCUGAUCCAUCAUCUGCUGUCCUCACGACAACACGUCACCAAGAGAUCCGACAUUGUGCUGAAGAAACCUGUAGUGAAGGACAAGUGGGUCCUGGAACAUGAUGAUAUUAUCUUGGGUCCCCUCAUUGGAGGGGGAAACUUUGGAGAAGUGUACAGUGGUCGUUUACGCUCUGACAACACUCCUGUCGCAGUUAAAUCCUGUAAGGAGAACCUGGCCCCGGAGCACAAGAGCAAGUUCCUGAUGGAGGCCAGGAUCCUGAAGCAGUACGAACAUCCGAACAUUGUGAAGCUGAUCGGAGUGUGCACUCAGAAACAGCCCAUCUACAUCAUCAUGGAGCUUGUUCAGGGUGGUGAUUUUCUCUCCUUUUUACGGCAAGAGAGUCAUGAUCUGAAGCCGAAGACGUUGAUCAAAAUGACAGAAAAUGUAGCAUCUGGCAUGGAGUUCCUGGAGAGCAAGAAGUGUAUCCACAGGGACCUGGCAGCCAGAAACUGUCUGGUUGCAGACAACAAUGUGGUGAAGAUCAGCGACUUUGGGAUGUCCCGUCAGCAAGAUGACGGAGUCUACUCUGCAGAGGGCGGCCUCAGACAGGUCCCUGUCAAGUGGACGGCUCCGGAGGCCCUGAACUAUGGUCGUUAUACCACGGAGAGUGACGUGUGGAGCUUUGGAGUGCUGCUGUGGGAGGCUUUCUCCAUGGGAAUGACGCCAUACACAAGCAUGACCAACCAACAGACACGAGACGAGGUGGAGAAAGGUUACCGUAUGCCCGCUCCACAUGGCUGCCCUGCGGAAAUUAACAAGAUUAUGAACAACUGCUGGCAGUACGAACCCAAAAAUAGGCCGUCUUUCAAGAAACUUCGGGUUGAGCUCAGUGCCAUAUACAACAAAAUUACGUAAUUCAACCCUGUCAACUGGAAAUCUACCAGACUUUUUCAGUUUUGCAUCUUUUAUCUCCCAUGGAAAAUGUGUUAGUAGGGUCUGAACACUGAAACAGAUCUCCAAGAGAUAAUAGAGAUUAAUAUAUAAUAUCAUAUCAUAAAUAAAUCCUUUUGUUGUGUAAAUAAACUUGGAGAUUGAG